UGUGUGUACACAACUAGUCAUGGUGUUUAAUGCAAAUCACAUUCAUACAGUUGAUAACGGCUCUAGCGAGGUGAUAUACGAGUUGCAUGAAGUGUAAACAGCUGCAGGUAUGUGCCAUGACUUACAUAUAAUGGCAGAUACCAGGACUUUUGAGGAUGUGAGGAAUACAGUUCUUUCAGCCCAUAAAAAUACAGGGUCCGAGGAGAAGGUUACGUUCUAUAACACUUGGGCUGAAAGCUAUGAACAGGAUACUGCAAUAUUGGACUACCGUGCUCCUUUUUUAGCUGCAGAAUGCAUUGCUUCACACUUCACCAGUGAGAAAGAGAGAGCUAUUAUUCUGGAUGUGGCAUGUGGGACAGGGCUGGUCUCCAGACAUCUGAAGAAAAUGGGGUUUCGUCACUUUGUGGGAGUGGAUGGAAGCGAGAAAAUGUUGAAUCUGGCCACAAAAACAGGCCUUUAUCAGGAGCUUAAGCAGUGCAUGCUGUGUCAGGAUCCCUUGCCUGUUCAAGAUGAGUCAUAUGAUGUUGUAGUCAUUGUGGGAGCUCUGAGUAUCGGGCAGGUACCAGUGGCAAUCAUCAAGGAGCUCUGGCAAGCCACCAAGCCGGGUGGCUAUGUGUGCAUGACUACAAGAGGGAAUGCUGAUAAUCUCGAGUACAAAGCAGAGCUGGAAGGUGUGAUUCGAGCGAUGAAGGAAGAAAAGAAAUGGAGUCGUGUAGCUGUCAUUGUAGUGGACAAGUGGGAGAAAGCGGUGUCUGAACAUGAGUUUGGGUACAUACCUGGAGUCGUUUAUCUCUAUCAGAGAGCUCAUUAAAUACGGAUGUGGUUGUGCUAGAAUAGCUGGGAGCUGGGAAACAUAUUAUACAUAAAGAUAUACAAUACAUAUGCAUGGCCUUUAAAUAGUAGCAGUAGCCUAAUAGUGAUUUUAUGUGUAAUAUUUCAGCAGGUGAAUAGGACAAAAACAAUGACCAAUGAAAACAGUUAAAGAGAGAUCGUAUUUAUGAUUAAAAUCUCAAUAUAAAAAAUACUAUUGUAACAGUGAUUCUAAAAUUAGCACUCAUAUUUAGAUACAAAGCUGAACAAUUAUUUUUGUUGUUGUCCCCACAGUAUAGUCUUGCUGUUAAAUAAUGCAUUUAUCCACAGUUACUAAUCACUGAAUUGGGACUCAAAAUAAUGAUUGAUUAAUGUCAUUAAAACCAAAAUCAUAUUAUGGAAAUAAAUAAUAAACUGUAUUAUACCAUAAUACUGUUGACUUCUGUAUUCUGACUAGUCAUAGGGCAUUUAUUUUAUUGCACUGUUUCAAACAUGUUAUUAAUUCUAUAGAAACUUUUAAUUUCCAGAAUCUUGUAUGGUGUACUUAAUUGAGGUAAAGUUGUUCCUUAAAAUUUUCCAACACAGGAAAGUCUUCAAGACAAAGGGCUUUCUGGUUUCUCAGCAACAUGAAAAGCAUUUUUUUGUCCUAUUAACCUCAACACAGAGAGAAAACAGAGUAUGGUAAGGGAAUUACAUUUAUAGCUGCUACUGUGUAAUGUAAGUGAAAACAGGAACUAACUUGUUUCAUGCACUUUCCACAACAAUAAAUGUAACUAUAAACUGAUAUUAUAAAAGCGAUAAUCAUACGACUUUAA
Messenger RNA from Ictalurus furcatus (blue catfish), 1625 nucleotides. It is a transcript of the gene mettl27, whose product is annotated as methyltransferase like 27. The coding region runs from base 110 to 811 and encodes 233 amino acids. The record is from RefSeq and is a predicted model, not a curated record. The transcript is spliced from 6 exons. NCBI's taxonomy places the organism in Eukaryota, Metazoa, Chordata, Actinopteri, Siluriformes, Ictaluridae. Gene Ontology annotation, molecular function: S-adenosylmethionine-dependent methyltransferase activity.